This is a messenger RNA of Akanthomyces muscarius, 11928 nucleotides long. RefSeq lists its product as uncharacterized. Gene Ontology annotation, biological process: positive regulation of protein catabolic process; proteasome-mediated ubiquitin-dependent protein catabolic process; protein polyubiquitination. The transcript has 4 exons. The coding region runs from base 1 to 11928 and encodes 3975 amino acids. The record is from RefSeq and is a predicted model, not a curated record. Gene Ontology annotation, molecular function: ubiquitin-protein transferase activity. NCBI's taxonomy places the organism in Eukaryota, Fungi, Ascomycota, Sordariomycetes, Hypocreales, Cordycipitaceae.
AUGGGCAAAAUCACAAAAGAGAUGCAACCUAAGCAUCGUGAGACUUUGUCUCCCUGGCUCAAGAGCUACGUCGAAGCCGCCUCCACCAUCUCUCUUCCGCUACUGCCACAGCACCUUGCCACAUACCCAACGCGAUGGCCAUUUGGACGAGGUGAUCUCUACCACUGGAUACCUCUUCUGAACCGCUUUGAUGUUAUCCUCGAGGAAUUCUGCACUACGUACAGGCUGAACCUGGGACCUCAAACCGACGACUUCGACUCCUACAUCCUUCGCAACCUUACCGGACAGGGAGCGUUUGCCGAGGAGAAGCAAUGGGACGACCAAGAAUUGCAAAAAUUGGGCUACAGCCAGGAAGGAGAUCGGGAGCUCGUCGAAUCAGUCCUGACCUUUACCCGUUUGCUGCUUGAGCACUGUGGCAACAGGAGCAUUUAUGCCAGCAGCGCCCAUCUUAGCAAUCUUCUAAACAGCACGGCCCUUUCGCUACUUAUUCCUGCUCUCGAGGUUGGCUCUGAGCUUGCGCAGAGAUACCAGGCUUCGGUAAAGCGAAUCGGCAACUCAUCUAGGCAUAUUAGUGCGGCACUCUUAGCCAACCACUACAACAUUGACCUGGAUCGCGUUCAGCAAAUUGCGCAGGCCUUCUCCAAGACAACGAUAGUCAACCUCGCCGACCCGACCCCCGCAGCGACGCCCACUCCGCGAUCCAAAGAUAAACCGUCGGCCCAGUCCAAAAGUGCACCGAAAUCUCAUGCUACGGAUUUGGUCGCACUCGCCACGUCUGACGAUCAGCGCUGGGCAGACUGGGGCGACGUGAAGCUGCGGUAUUAUCCUAAAGAUGCCAAAGAACCACACGAUGUGCCUGCCGAAGUAGGCCGGUCUUCCCAGCCUUCCACACCGACACCUCUACGUCGCAGUUCGACUGUGGCGGGAACCCAACAUACCCCCAAGGCUCGCAACGCCCACACCGAGGAAUCCUCUCCUUUAUUUCCUCGUACGCCUGGUGUCUCGGAUGAAGCCGAUGCCUCUGCGCAGAAGACAUUUGAUCUUCCGCAGUCGAUAGUUAUCUCAUCUUCCAUGAGCCAGCUGUUGGAAAAGCUUCCCAGUGACAUGACCGAAGCCUCCCAGUACGAAGCCUUCCAUCGAUUUAGAGUUGCCAAGGCUCUCACCGGAUCUCAGAAAUCUCGCCAGCAAAUUCUUGGUGCCCGACUGCUCGCCAUUACCAACCUGGCUUACAUUCACACCGAGUCGAACUUCGUGGAAAAGGUUCUUAGGCAAGAUAUGGAUGAAACCCGCCGAUACCAACUUGUCUACCAACUCGCUGAACUCAUCCACCCAUCUUCGGAUCGCAACGCCGAGGCGCCGUUGUGGCUUCAGACAAUCUCGCUCGCUCUUAUGGAAGCCAUCUCCAGCUUCGGGUCUCGCUGCCAGGAUGUUCUGUCCGCUCUCAACGCCAACGUUAACCAUGGCAUCCUUUUAUACGUCAUUCGAAAGGCCGUGGCUGGUAUGGAAAAUAUCAAACCUGAAGAUGAUGGCGAUCAAGUGACAGAGACCGACAACUGGCGAAACAAUCUGUUUUCCCUCACGCUUAACCUGUCCAUGGCGACAAGAGUUGGCACUGAGCGCCACCACUCGAUGGUUCUUGCCUUCUUGGAUGGCUUGAUUUGGGCAUACCCUCACGCGUUCACCGCCUUCUUCAGUGCUGAUGGCCUUGAUGCAGUUUCGAAACUGGUGGUUGAUACUACAGCUGAGGCAAAGGCGCUAGUAGCAGCAUCCAAGGGUAUUACGAGAGAUCAUCAGUCGAGCGCCGUGGAUUAUGAGGUGCCUUACUAUCAGCAGCAGACUCUCAAGUGGCUCUUGAAAUUUAUUCACCGCAUCAUGUCCAACUCCUACAAUUACAGCGGCAACACGGAACGACUACUGCGAAACUUGGCCGAGAAGUCUGAUCUGCUUGCCAGCCUACGCGACAUCAUCAAUGAUAAGACCUCUUUUGGCUCUGUCAUUUGGACAAACUCGGUUCUUAUUUUGAGUGACUUCAUCAACAAUGACCCUACCAGCUACGCCGCAAUUUCAGAAUCCGGCAUGAUCAAGACGUAUCUAGAAGCAAUUACUGGCCGAAGCAUUGCCGAAGCGGCGCAAGACGACGAUGCAAGAGAGGCAGACGAAGGCCUAAACGAUGCUGCAGAGCAAUCCGAUGUAACAGCCAUGAUUGAGAAAGACCAGCGACCGCACCCCCCGACCGAAGAUAUGCUUCGGACUUCCAAGCAUGGUGAUAUUGUCGCUGGAGGCAUCUUGGCAUCGUCCGAGGCUAUAAAUGUGGUGCCACAAGUGCUCAACUCCAUUUCUUUAAACGCCUCUGGAAUGAAGUUAGUGGUAUCAUCGCGCGCCUUUGACAGUUACUUUGAAAUAUUCGAGAGCCCUGAUCAUGUCAGGUGCAUGGAAGUUGACCAGGAUCUGGCGAAUGCCAUCGGUGGGAGCUUCGAUGAACUAGCUCGUCAUCACCCUCCUCUGAGGACUGCGAUUUCAAACGCAGUCAUCGACAUGGUUGCUAAAGUUCGCUAUUUUGGCGUCCGCAAGGCUGAGGAAGACAACUGGGGUGUUCGUUUGCUUGGCACAGAUGGCAACGGGAAAAUUGUUUCCAUUGAUCAACAUGGCCAGAUCGCUGAGAAGGACGAGGCACUCCUGACUGCCAAACAAACCGGAGACUCAGAUGUCACUAUGCAAGACUCAGCGACUCCCAAGAUUGCCGAAAACAAUACUGGCGAAAAUCUGCAGAGUAAGAAGCCUCGUACCGUCAUACCAUACAUUUAUGCGUUGGCCAGCUUUCUUUCGUCGUAUCUUUCUAGCACCUCUAUCAAGACCAACUUUGUUGAAAAGGGCGGCAUUGAGCUUCUUCUCGACAUCUGCGAGUUGCCCAGUCUCCCAGCCAACUACAGCGAGUCGCCGGCCGCCAGAGCGAUGAAUGCGGUAGUUGGGCAGCUUGUAGAGCAUGCCCCAGUGCGAAGCCUCCCGUCUCUCUUGAAGCGUGCUCAGGCUUCAAUCGACGUCCUCCAGCCUCUCGCUAUGAAGACGGAGGCUCUUCCACCAUAUUUUGGCCUAUUUCUCUCGCCAAAUCUGGAACUGCCGAGCGGCAACCUUCCAGAGCCUCUGUUGUCGGGUACCAAGAUGCUCAAGGCUCUGUUGAACGCGCAAAACUUCAUCAAGAUUCUCUCCGAUUGUUUCAACACAUCUCGGUCACACUCGCUCCAAUUCUAUCCUGUCAAUGCGUUCGACUACUACUUGCAACUUGUCAAGUCAAUGGGGCCACUGCUGCGAGGUGUUCUCGCCGAAGAGGCUGGCGAGUUGGCCGCUGUUCCCCAACACUGGUCACUCAAGCGUGGCGGAUCAACCCCUGAAGGUGAACCAUCGGUUACCAAUGCAGCUUUUGGCACUGGUAGCACUUCUUUGCCUGAUGUUCUGAACAGCACGGGCGCCUGGAAGCAAGCUGAAGGACCUGAUACUCCCAAGUCACUGACGGAAGAAGAACAAAGAACCCCUCGCUAUCACAAUUAUGAGGCUCUCAAGCUGCUAUUGCAUCCCAUGAUCCCUACAUCGUUUCCACUCUUCCAAAGCAUCGGCAAGGCUCUGGUUCCAAGACGCGAGGUGACUCAUGGAGAUCCUUUCCCUCGACCAAGACACUUGGAGUUGGCAAAGGAGCUGGCUUCCACUGUGCUCGAUCAAUUGUCGCCAUCCGUUUCAACUCCUAACCCAACCUCUAAAGAGUUUCAUUACUGGAUCAUCAUGAUGCAUACCAUACACGAGAUGCUCAUUGACCAUCACCCUGGACGACAGCCUGAUAGAGCUCAGGUUCACAUCAUAAUCCCAGUGCUUCUCGCUUUCAAGGAACAAGGAGGCUUAGAUGUGCUCAACACUAUUCUCAGAAUCUUCACAAAUGCUGUUCGCGAAGGCUCGAAUGCCAGCCGCCCUGACGAACUAUCAAAGGCCAAAGUUGCAGCAUUUGGUUUAAAGAAAAUCCUUGAACUUUAUGUUCUGCUUGUUAAUGGAAAAUACCUGGUUGAUACUAGCAACCACUUCAAUCUGCAACGACACACCGACAGAAAUCAGGUUGUCUCCAACGUCUACCUGCAAAUCGUCGUUGAAUUUCGAUGCGCCAUUAUGCCGCCAAUGCUCGAACUUUGGGACUCGUCAUUCGUCGAACAUGUUUCGGAUGAGACAGCGAAGCGUAUUUUAGACAUUCUCAAGUUGGUUGCUACUGCUGAGAAUGAACCGCCCUCGACUCCAAAGGACAAGGCUCCCUUUGCUCUUCUCAAUUACACCGAUGUGCGCUUCGAUUGGCGUCCGCUUCGUGGAGUCAUCAAUGACUUGCUGAACGUUGGUUUCGAUGAAGACCUAGUCCAUGAGGCUGUCUUCCGUGCGAAUGGCAAUGCUUCCAAUGCUCGAGAGUACUGCCGAGCUCAUAAAUCCGGUCUUGCUGGGCCGCGAAACCCUAUCCCAGCAGAAGAAGCCGAUAUCAAUACGAACAAAACGCCGGAGUCAUCGAGAUCUAGACAGCGGGCGCCGUCCACUGGGACCAGCACCUCCGAGCCAGAUCGCAUGUCGUUGGACACAUUCACGGAAGGGUUGGAUGACGAUGGUCCUGCCGACAGAGCAGCUCAAAAUUUGGAACAAGGCGAGAGCGCCGCUGGCACUGACCGAGCCGAAGCAACAGAGGAAGGAACCCAACCAACGACAAGCGAAGCCUCUCCUCAAGCUCAGUUCUCCGGCACCAAAGAAGAGCUUGAUACUUUGAGGUCUAAGCUGCGCUCCAACCUUAUUGACCACUCGCUGGACGUUAUUCGUACCCACUCGGACUGCGCUAUUGAAGUAGCCCAGUUGAUCCAUACGAUGGUUCUGCGGCAGCAAGAUCAGGAAAGCCAAGAGGAGGUCGGCACCGUGCUCACCUCUGCCCUCUCUUCCUUAGCCCUUGACCCCGAAGACAAGAAAAAGAAUGGCAAAUGCAUUGCCGCUUAUGCUCACUUGCUAGCCUUGCUACUUCAGUAUCAAACCUUUUUCGACAACAAUGUGGACAAUUUACGAGACAAGGUCGGUGAAUAUGUUGACUUCCUCAAAGUCCCGUCCUCUGGAGCAGCUGAUGAACUGCCACCUUGGAUCCCUUAUAUUUUGCUUGUGCUGGAGCCACUUUUGACGCACGAUGAGCGGCCAGUUGCUGCUCAGUGGCUGGCACCAAGAACUGUUGAUGAUCCUGUUCAGCCUGCUGUGGUUCACCUUGGCGUUUCUCUGAUCAGUGAUCAACAACGCUCGGCGAUUCUAGAAUCGCUCCUGGACUUGCUGCCGCGCGUUGGAAAGCAAGAAAUACUGGCAACAUCCAUUUUGAGGGUCUUGGUGAUAGUGACCCGCCGCCGUCAGCUUGCGAAGCACAUGAGACAGAAGAAGAACCUCCAGCGACUUUUCCUCAUGGCCAAGCAAAUGGCUGGAUAUGGUUCGGAGAGGUUGAAGCACAAUGGCUUCACGAAGCACAUCAUCACCACAUUGAGACAUAUUGUUGAAGACGAGGAGACUCUUCGGCAGAUAAUUCGGGCGGAGAUUGAGGCUGAAUUUCCUGCUGUCAGCCAUCACCAGAACGGAAACGUAGAGAUCUCUGUCUAUCUGCGUGCCCUUGCCCCCAUUGCCAUUCGCGCCCCCGAGCUAUUUGUGGAAGUCUCGAACGAAAUGCUUCGCUUUUCUAAAUGGUCGCCCGCCGAGAGUGAUUCAGGAGGCAGAGGGAAUACCGUUACGCUCAAAGACGGAACGGGAGCCCCAAACGAAUCUGUUCAUUCAGCCGAUCCUGAAGACAACAAACACAAGCCAGGCGCAACAGAUACCGCGAAUACUGCAGAUGAAGUCAAGCCAUCAACAGAGCUAGCUGAUAAGGAAAUGGCUGAUGCUCCUAAGAUCCCCGAUAGCAAGCGUCCAGUUGUUGAGAAUCCAGAUGGCGUCGUUCAUUUUCUUCUUUGUGAACUGGUCAAUUACAGAGAAGUUGAUGACAAAGAUCCAGCGAUCCCAUCGAAAGAUGUGCAGACGGAGCCUGAUAUGAGCGAUGCUGGCUCAGAACAACUUGAAAAAGAGACGAAUACCGGCGAGGGAGGCGACAAGAAGCAGAUCAAACCACAGUUCAAGUCUGAGGAGCACCCAAUCUUUGUAUACAGGUGCUUCCUGCUCAACUGCUUGUCCGAGCUUCUCCAAAGCUACACCCGCACCAAAGUCGAAUUCAUCAACUUCAAGCGAAGCGCUCCUCCUAUCUCUGCUGGUACCCCAAUCAAACCCAGAACUGGCAUUCUAAAUUAUCUCAUCUAUGAUUUGCUUUGCCAAGGCAAUCUCGCCGGUACCGCGGACAAUAUCGUUGCGAAAAAGAAACUUGCCACCUCUGCACAAACUCAACGUGUUCUCGUUGCACUGGUCUCCAAGACCAGCGAGAAGCCUGCAAGCCAAAGCGAAGAAAAGUUUGCAUACGAUGAGGAGCCAGACCUGCUCUUUGUGCGCAAAUUCGUGCUUGACACAGUCUUGCGAGCCUACGAAAGAGCUCCCUUAUCUGACGAACCUCUGGAAACAAGGUACUCUCGCAUGCAGUCUCUUGCUGAGCUCAUGAUGCACAUGAUUGGCGACCGAGACAAGGAUCACCAGCGGCCCGGUCCCAGAAAUGCGGACAAGAACCAAUCGCGCUCUCACGCGCAGAUUCGUCGUCUCAUGUACGAGAAGGGCUACUUGGACAAGCUUACCACUUCCAUCGCUGAACUGAGUCUGAACUACCCGGGCGUCAAGCGGGCUAUCAAAUAUAUUCUGCGGGUUCUUCGAGUUUUGACUGACACCGCCAAAGAGCUUAGCCACUCUAACUUGGUACCUGCUGAUCCAGGGGCGGAGCAAAGCGAAGAAGAAUUCGAUGAAUCGUCAUCAUCCUUGUCUGACCUCGAUGACGACCGAGAGGAGACGCCUGACCUAUAUCGUAACUCUGCUCUGGGGAUGCUUGAGCCCAGGGAUGAAGACGACGAGUCAGAGUCCGAAGACGAGGACGAAGACGCCGACAUGUACGGGGACGAGUAUGACGAAGAGAUGGAUUACGGGGACGAGGAAAUGUCCGAUGGGGAAGAUGACAUUAGUGAUGACGAUGAGGAGUUGGGCGAGAUGGGCGAAAUCGAGGGUCUGCAUGGAGAGCCUGGCGUCGUGGAAGUCAUUAUGGAUGACGAUGACGACGACGAUGAAGAUGAUGAAGAUGACGAAGGGAGCGACGAGGAGGGCGAUGAUGUAGACUCGGCGGACAUGGAAGACAUGGAAGACCGUGUUGAGAUCGUCGAUGAGGACGGGAACCCGAUUGAAGACGACUCUGCCUGGGAAAGCGACAGCGACAUGGACGAGCAUGAAGAGCAGCCAAGUGAAGACGUCGACUAUGAGGCGGAAGUACAAGAUGAGGAAGAGGCCCACAUCCACGGCAUGGGACCAAGAGACCUUCUUGACAGAGACAUUCUUGAUAACAUGGCACGCGCUAUUAUGGGUGACGAUGAAGGAUACGGACCCGAAAUCAUGGAUGGUCUCGAUGAUCAUUAUAUGGAUGAUGACCAAGACGACAUUGAAGAUGAUGAAGAGGAUGAGGAGGAGAUCGACGAUGAAGAAUAUUUCGACGAAGACGAAUUUUAUGCUCCUGAAGACCAUCUUGGACAUCUGCCUUCUGCUGCUGGAUGGGACGGUAUGAGCCCAGAGCUUGAUGAUAGACACCGACUGCUUCUUUUAGAAAGAGAAAACCACCGUCGACCAGUUUUCACAAGAAUGGAAAACCGAGGUGGUCUCCCGGCCCGGUUCGUCGGGACACAACGCGAUGGUGGCGACUUUAGAAGCUAUUUCUCUCGCAUGCAGCGGCCCGGUGUCCAGCCAAGCCAUGCGGAGGAUGGCUCCAACCCCUUGCUUCGGCGCAAUGACUCCGACAGCGACAAUCCUUCGCGAGCAGGCAACCCCAACUCAUUUGGGCUUCGUUUACCAGAAACAAUCUUCACCGGUGGCGGCCGUCACAUGAUUGACGGACCCAUGGGCUUCCUCGGCGAGCUAAUGGAAUUCUUGCCUAUGAUGGGUCGCAAUAAUAAUGGUCAAGCAUUCCAUGUGCAGAUUACAAGACCCGGUGGUCCUCGUGGAGAAUUUGCGCCUAUCCGACCUGGGAGACAUGAUCACCGCCGAGAAGUCACUCAGGAGCCUCAUCAAGCAGUUGCUUUUACCACGGAGGCAACGGUUGCUCGUUACAGCGACGAGGCUAAAAUGAUUUUCGGUCCUAACUUUGCUUUGGAAGCAGCAAAGCUCAGCAACGCCAUCAGUGCUGCUCUUACUCCGGCAGCUAUAGAGCACGAAAAGAAAGUCAUGGCUGUCGAAGAAGAAAAUCGCAAAAAGGCCGAGGAGAUCCGGAAGAAGCUGGAAGAGGAGCAGAAAGUAAAAGAAGCGAGAGAAGCUGAGGAACGAGCUGAAAAGGAACGACUAGAGGCCGAGGAGCGAGACCGCCAGGCAGCCCUCGAUGCAGCCGCCGCGGCCGAUGCCGGUUCAACACAAGACGGCGAGCAAAGUACUGCUAUGGAAGGUGUUGAGAGCGCAAACAGCGGCGAAGCGACUAGCCAACCCGAAACUAGCUCCACCCCUAGAGUCACGACAACUAUCAGGGGAGAAGAAGUUGACAUCACCGAGCUAGGCAUUGAUCCCGACUACCUGGCUGCACUCCCGGAAGAGUUCCGCGAAGAAGUGAUCGCCCAAACUGUUAGUGAGCGACGCUCACAAGCUCGUCAAACAGCCCCUGCAGGAACCUCGACUGAAGUCUUCCAAGAGUUCCUUGAUGCCCUGCCUGAGGAACUCCGCUUAGAAAUUGCGCAGCAGGAACGACAAGAACAGCGCCGACGCGAAGGAAAUCGGAGACAAGCUGGCAAUGCUGGCCUCGCACGCUCGGCUGACAUGGACACGGCCAGCAUCUUGCAGACUUUCCCACCCGAGCUUCGUGACGAGGUCUUGCUUCAGCAAGGUCAAAGUCUCAUGGACCAGCUGACUCCCGAGAUGGCUGCUCAAAGUCGAGCCCUCACCCAGCACCACACACCUGUGACCCUACAGCGUGGCCCACAUGGUGCCCCUCCUCCAGGUGGAAGCAACUUGCCUGGAGAGGCCAGAAAAGGUGCAGAGAGCAAAGCGCCCCGGAAGACAGUCGUUCAAAUGCUCGAUAAAGCGGGUGUGGCGACUCUACUUCGGCUCAUGUUUAUCACGCAUCAAGGCUCCUUCCGAAACUACCUUUUUGCAGUGUUUGCCGAUGUGUGCGAGAACCGACAGAGCAGACUCGAAGUCAUCAGUACACUGCUCCAGAUUCUACAAGACGGCAGCACGGAUGUCAAUGCUGUCGAACGCAGUUUCGGGCAACUGUCUAUCAAAGCCAAGCGACUUAAGGAUAAGGAGAGAGACGUGGAACCACGCACACCGCAGAAUCUCAAGCGAACUUUAACCUCAUUGAACGUCUCCAACACCGCGCAGACCAGUUCAGAGACCUCACCGUUGCUGAUUGUCCAGCAAUGCCUGGAUCUGCUCGUGGACCUUUGCGCCAGAAACCCUCACAUUCCGUGGCUCUUCCUCACCGAACACGAGACAGUUGGUGCUUCGCUUCGGAAAGCGCUUGGCCGCAAAGGCAAGGCGAAGGACUCCAAGGCCAACAAAUAUGCUAUCAAUGCCCUGCUGACGCUCCUUGACCGCGAACUCAUUACCGAAAGCUCUUUGGUUAUGACUCAUCUUGCUGAUCUCCUCAACCGAGUAACAUUGCCGCUCCAGAAUCUUGAGCGUCGACGUAGAGAAUCGCUCGACAUUGCCCCCGCCAAGAAAGAAACCCAAGCCGACCAACAGACAGGCAGCAAUGCGCAACCAGAUACUGCAGCGGUCGACAAUGACACUUCAGCAAGUGGCAGUGCACAGGAAGCUCAGAAGCAAAGCAAUGUGCCCCAAAAGCGUUCUCGGCAGCUUCUACCGCCCAUCAUUCCUGAAGAGAACCUUACACUCGUGGUGAGAAUUUUUGUUGCGAGAGAGUGCAGCUCCAAGACUUUUCAAAACACGAUCGCCACCAUCAAGAAUCUUUGCGCCAUUCCUGGAACGAAGACUAUUUUCGGGCAAGAGUUAAUACGCCAAGCUCGCGCUUUGAGUGAGAAUAUUGUGACAGACCUGAACGAGCUUUUGCCGCAUAUUCUUGCCGCCAGCUCUGGCACCGAAAUCCAGGGAGUUGCGCUCGCCAAAUUUUCCCCAGGAGCGUCCGACCAAAAUAAGCUGUUGAGAGUGCUUACUGCUCUGGACCAUCUCUUUGAGCCAAAGAAAAAAUCCGGACAGCCAUUACCCGACAAUCUGGACGAUGGCACGCAAGAGCUGCUCAUGUCUCUCUAUCACAAUGCAACUUUCUUGAGCAUGUGGGACAAACUUAGCAGCUGCUUGAGUGCUAUCCGGCAGCGCGAAAACAUGCUCAGUGUUGCAACCAUCUUGUUACCUCUUAUCGAGUCGCUCAUGGUCGUCUGCAAAAACACUACCACCAAAGACGAUGCAGCUCCCAAUCAGCAGCCCGGCGAGGAGCCGCUGUCAAGCCCUGUGGCCGAAUCGCAAACUGCUAGCUUGUUCUUCUCCUUUACGGAGGAACACCGCCGUAUCCUCAACGAACUCGUUCGCCACAGUCCUAAGCUUAUGUCUGGUACAUUUGCCCUACUGGUCAGAAACCCGAAGGUCCUUGAGUUUGACAACAAGCGCAAUUACUUCAAUCGUACUGUCCAUUCUCGGGCUGCGCACGGCCAGAGCCGUCCUUCUUACCCACCCUUACAGUUGUCGGUCCGGCGCGAAUCUGUGUACCGCGACUCAUUUGCCAAUCUUUAUUACAAGAGCGGAGACGAGAUCAAGUAUGGCAAACUGAACAUCAGGUUCGGUGGCGAAGAGGGCGUGGAUGCGGGCGGUGUCACAAGAGAAUGGUUCCAGGUUCUAGCCCGACAAAUGUUUGAUCCGAAUAACGCAUUAUUCAUCCCGGUUUCUUCUGACCGAACAACAUUCCACCCCAAUAAGCUCAGCAAGUUUCACUUGAAUGAAGAAUCCAACGCCGGUGAGAGUACCGACAGCAUUCAUUUCAAGUUUAUCGGCAGAAUCAUCGGCAAAGCCUUGUAUGAAGGCAGACUCUUGGAUUGUUUCUUCAGCCGUGCCGUGUACAAACGCAUUCUCGGCAAGACGGUGUCCGUAAAGGACAUGGAAUCCUUUGAUCCCGACUACUACAAGUCUCUCUGCUGGAUGCUCGAGAACGACAUCACCGACAUCAUCACGGAGACAUUUUCAGAAGAGGAGGACGAAUUCGGCGUAACCAAGAUUGUCGAUCUUGUUCCAAACGGUCGCGAGAUUCCCGUCACCGAAGAAAACAAACAGGAUUACGUUCGCCUCGUUGUCGAGCAUCGUCUGCUGACGUCGGUCAAGGACCAGAUGGAAAGCUUCUUGAAGGGUUUCCACGAGAUCAUUCCCGCUGAACUGAUCUCUAUUUUCAACGAACAGGAGCUUGAGCUUUUAAUCUCGGGUCUUCCUGACAUUGACAUCGAUGAUUGGCGCAGCAAUAGCGAAUACCACAACUACACGCCAUCUUCCCAGCAAGUCCAGUGGUUCUGGAGAGCAGUGCGCUCCUUUGACAAGGAAGAGCUGGCCAAAUUGCUCCAGUUUGUCACUGGAACCAGCAAGGUUCCUCUCAAUGGUUUCAAGGAGCUCGAGGGCAUGAAUGGCGUCAGCCGUUUCAAUAUUCACCGCGACUAUGGCGACAAAGACCGCCUGCCCACAUCUCACACAUGCUUCAACCAACUCGACCUUCCAGAGUACGACAGUUACGAUACGCUACGUGCCCAACUUUACAAAGCCAUCACGGCCGGAAACGAAUACUUUGGUUUCGCCUAG